Molecule: messenger RNA, 692 nt
Organism: Tinamus guttatus (white-throated tinamou)
Lineage: Eukaryota; Metazoa; Chordata; Aves; Tinamiformes; Tinamidae
Source: RefSeq, a predicted model, not a curated record
GUGAGCAAGGCUAUUGCUGGAUGCUCUUCAAUGCUAAGAAACCUUGUGUUCUUCCUCUAGAUACUUUCUUAGUAAAGGACUCUGCUGCUCUGGAGAAAUUGAAGGACUUCUGUAAAGAAGAGAAAGAAAAAACAUAUCCUUUUGAGCUUUUGCAGCUUUAUAUGCAGGCUGUCCUAGAUAUUACAUAUUUUGAGGAAAACCAGCUUGUAGAUGAAGAUUUUCCAGAAGACUAUUCCUUACAAAAACUUAAAGAACUUAUUUGUAUUCUUUCAGAACCAGAAGACCUAAUGAAAGAAUGCAACAUAAAUGAAUGUCAGUGCUCUAAGGGUGGAAAUUUGCUCUUUGGUAUAUUUAGUGACACCCACUUACUGGCGAUGAUGUACAGCGGAGAAAUGUGCUACUGGGGACUGAAGCACUGCACAGAGGGCAGGCCGGGAAGCCUCGAGACAGCAGACAUGGCGCAUGGCAGACAGCAGAGCGCAGCGCCGGACUUCCGAGGAGUGGGCACCAAGGCGCUGGAGACCUACGUGGCAGCCUGCGAAGGGCCCCUGAAAGGACAAGGCUGGAAGAGCGCCAGCGCGCGGCAGAUCUCCUGGUGCCGCGGCCAGCGCCGCGCACUGCGACUAUAUGGCGGUGUGAGUAGCGCCCGCUGCGCUCGGGCUGGGUGUGGGGGAGCAAGCGAAACCGGGUAG